Messenger RNA from Dracunculus medinensis (Guinea worm), 1908 nucleotides. The record is from the annotation of a GenBank genome assembly. NCBI's taxonomy places the organism in Eukaryota, Metazoa, Nematoda, Chromadorea, Rhabditida, Dracunculidae.
AUGGUCACACGGCGACCUGAAGCUCUAUUGGGAGCAACUUUAAUUGAACGUCAAAAAAAUUCAACGGUAGCAACAGCUUCAUCUGAAUUAUCAGUAAUAAAUGAUAUAAGCCAACGGAAUUCUAUUCCUAGACAAAUUGUCUUUAGUCGAGUAUGUGAACGACGGAAAAAAAAACCGUACAAAGAACUUACACUAGAGGAAAAGGUCCAACUAAUUCGUAUGGCGGAAGAAAAUACCAGUAUGAGUCAAGCAAGUAUUGCAGAACGAUAUUCAAUAGCUAAAAGUAACGUAUGUCGUAUUUUACAAAGAAAGCACGAAUAUAUAAGAGCAUAUGAAUCUGCUGGCUUUGCUGGUUCACGCAAACGGAAAUUAAGAAGCGAUUCGGAUGCUUUUAGUAUGAUUCCGCCAAACAAAUCGUCCUUUUUAAAGGUCCCUUUAUUUCAUCAAGCCAAAACUCCACAUCUACCUGGCGAUUUGCAAUUAAGUAUUCAUUUAGCAGAGAGCAAUUUAGAUCCAAUUCAAGAGAGACACAACAAAAUCUCCGACAAAAAUCUUGGCAAUGAAACCUUACGAGCACACAUGUAUAAACAACAUCAGAUAUCAAGGAUGUUUAUGUGUCGUUGCUGUAACUGGGCAUUUCCGGAUAAAACCAGUCUUCAUAUGCACAUGCAGGCAAAAGAAGAAGGAAAAACGAUUUCUGUUCCUGUCAUAGGCAAAGGGAAUCCGCCCACGCAACAAUCAAAUUGCAAUGGAACAGUACAACAUAAUGGAACAUCAUCACAAAUACCAACACUGCAUGCGCCACAACCUCGCAUUCCUUCUCUACAUAAUUCAUCAAAUCCUCUCAUACCAAAAAAAAUUUUUUUUGUUAUAGCACUUCAUGCAGCUGCAGCUGCACUAUUUCCGCAAAUGGUAAUGCUUCGAGGCCAAUCGGGAAGCGGAAUUGCAAAUGACAAUAUUCUCUCUAAGUUGCAUGAACGACUUGUAUUAAAUAAUCUACUUGCUCAAUCAGGAUUUGGAAUAGCAGCAUGGCUCGCGAAUUUUCCCAGAAUGGACUGUGGUAUUAGUCGAGUUGAUACACCAAAUGGAGGUGCUAAUUCGAUAAAAAGUGAACCAGAAAUGAACGGUGUCGAAACGGAUGACGAGGUCAACGUCGACCGAGAUAUCGAAGAUGAUGAUAAACAGAAAGAUUUAGCUGAUAUAGUCAAUGAGCACAAUAAUAUUCCGCAGAAAACAAACGAAAAAAGUCAAAUCAAUGAACCAGUAAUUCAGCUGAAUUAUAAUCCAAGAUGUGAGGAGAAAACUGCCUCGAUCUGGAAGUCAAAUGGAACAUCAGCUCAAAUGGGUCUUGUAUCAAGUGAUGAAAACAGUUUAUCGCUAGCACCUAAUAUAAUAACGAAAAAGGUUCCAGCCAAACAAUUAUCAAGUGAUGGUGAAAUUACGAGUAAACCAUUUGAUGGGAAAGCUAGUGGUGAUAGCUUUAUGGAUUUUACCACAUCUGAAAAUUCACAAUGUGAUCAUUCACCAGAAUUUAACAGAGAUAUUUUGCACACAUCGCCAUCAGAAACACGUAGUAGCGUCUCGCCUUCCACUGAAUGCUGCGAUUGUUCUAUUUAUAAGCGAAAAUUAGCAGCCGCUAUUAGCCGUUGCAGAUAUCUCGAAGGCAAAACCGCUAUUUUACAAUCAGAUGCAUUACGAUUCAAUACUAAAGUAUCAUUGUCUGAAAACUCGAUACGUCAUGCUGAACAAGAAAGUCAAGUGCUGCGCGAACAAAACGAACUUCUCCAGCGAAAACUUUUAGAAUGCCAAGAGAAAACAUUAUCUUUUAUGCAAAAUGAACAAAACAUCGACACUCAGUCUAUUGCGAUUUAUCUAAAUGAUAUACUUAAAAUAACAUUUUUACGUUAA